Molecule: messenger RNA, 6858 nt
Organism: Anopheles moucheti
Lineage: Eukaryota; Metazoa; Arthropoda; Insecta; Diptera; Culicidae
Gene: Sfmbt
Product: polycomb protein Sfmbt
Exons: 6
Biological process (GO): regulation of DNA-templated transcription; heterochromatin formation
Cellular component (GO): nucleus
Molecular function (GO): zinc ion binding
Source: RefSeq, a predicted model, not a curated record
GCUUUCAAUCGUGUGUUGCCUAGUAUGAAUCCACAGGAGUUUGGUACUAUGGUUUGGAUGGGACAGCUUGCAUCGCCGCUUGAUGAGAACAUAACAAAUUACUACGGACCACCGCCGGUACCAAGCGUUAUGGAAGACAUCACACAACAAACCCAAACUAUGGACAUGAAUCCUGCUGCCAUUAGUUCGCUCAUGAGUGAAUACGGUGGUCACUUGACGGCUAUAACCACGCCGUCCGGUUUGUCCACAGUGCCAAAUGCUGCGGAAGCACUGGCACUGACUAAUCCGGAAUUGUUCAAUAUUCAGCAGCAGCAGCAGCAGCAACAGGUGCAACAUCAUCAGCAGUUACUGCAACAACAGCUUGCACUGAGUGGAUAUGGAUUUUUGGAUCAAACCGCUGCACUAGCAGCUGCGAGUAACGUCGCAACACAUGGCGACGCACCACCGACAGCAGCAGGUCUGGCCGGUAUUGGCAUGCGUCUCAUGGACGCGAGUGGGAAACUUGCGGUCAACAGCAGAGCACUUUCAUCGGCAGGUGCUGUAGCAGCAGCAUCAUCUCCGGCUUCGAACGAUGAUGGCAAUAACGAAGGACUGGAGGGCCAUGGAGAAGAUGAGGAUCAUGCCGCGUUGCAAAAUUAUGAACAGUAUCAACAGAUGAUCAAUAAUGGCACAGGAAGCGAUUACCUUUCCGUGUCCGGCCAGGACAAUUUGCUACCGUUCAAGUUUAUGAACGAUCCAGCUAUGCUGCAGCAUCACUUGCUUGACUAUGACGUUAUGGCGGAUGCAUCGAACAGCAACAGCAGUAAUAGCAAUAGCCGUUGCAGUCCCGGCACAACGGAAACAAUGGACGUAGACCAUCAGAGUGUGGUAUCGAACCAAUCGAAUUCGCGAUUUCAUCAGCACCAGCAACAGCAACGGCAACCACAAACACUUGGCAGUGGAGUAUCGUAUCCUGCUACGCUUUACGGCUGUCCAGUGCCGGUUGAGCGAUAUGCGAGUAAAAAGAUUAGACCAGUGAAGCGACCUGGCCUGGUACUGAAAACCCCUAUAGCUUACAAAGGUGACAUAGAUCCGUCGGUGAUUCCCAUACAACGCGAUGGCAUGGCAAUCUGUGAAAAAUGCGGUGCCAUCGGUGUAAAACAUUCGUUCUAUACAAAGCAACGGCGGUUUUGUAGUUUGGCAUGUGCUCGUUCAUUCGAAUCACUACGCGUGUACAGUGCACCGUUCCGAACAGGAUCUGGAAACAAAGUACCCGGCACGGCAAACGACGACAACAGCAGACAACUGGCCACGUCCUCGUCGACCGACAACACAUCGUCCUCCAGUAUCGGGUUGCUAUCGACACCGCCCGACCAACUAAUAGACGAUUCGAAUCUGUCCACGGAGAACGUGGAUAGCAAACGUGUGCCGUUACAGCAACUGCAUCAGCAUCAGGAACAAGUACAAACGAUCGGCUAUCGGUUUAAGAUGUCUGGAACAUCGCACACUCAGCCGAUAUCUGUCAGUGGCGGAGGUAUCCAUAGCAAUAGUAAUAGUCAUGAUGGCAGUAGUAGUGCCACGAAUGGUAUGUUUGGUGGUAAGCUGGUUGGUGGCGCGAGCAUGCUACAAGAACUAUUGCCACAGGAGGAAAUUCCUCAGCUACCAAAGGGGAGCCGUUUACCGUCCCCAUGUCCACAGGACGAUCGUAUCAAUAGCAUUCGUCGGAAACCGAACGAGUUUCACAAUUCUUAUGAUUGGACGCAAGCAUUAGCGGAACCAAAGUUUUACGCCGCUCCCGUCACCUGUUUCAAGCACGCGCCCGGUUACGAUAUGUGGCCGAACGUAGUGAUCGGCAUGAAGGUAGAGGUGGAAAACACGGACUGUGAUGUACCGCAGGCCCUAAUUGGUGGUAUACCGCACAGCUUCUGGGUGGCGACCGUGUUACGCAUUUGUGGUUACAAGGCGUUAUUGCGCUACGAAGGUUUCGAUGGAGAUGCUUCGAAGGAUUUCUGGGUUAAUCUAUGCUCGGCCGAAGUACAUCCGGUGGGUUGGUGUGCUACACGCGGCAAACCGCUGAUUCCACCAAAGAGCAUCGUAAAACCGUCCCCGGAUUGGAAGGAGUUUCUCGUGGCCAGGCUCUCGAAUGCGCGCACACUUCCGUCGACAUUCUACAAUAAAAUUAGUGAUAGUUUUAAGUCACGGUUUCGUGUUGGUUUGAAUCUGGAGGUAGUGGAUAAAAAUCGCAUCUCGCAAGUGAAACUAGCGACGAUCAGUAAGAUCAUCGGCAAACGAUUAUACGUACGGUAUUACGAUAGUUCACCGGAUGAUUAUGGGUUCUGGUGUCACGAGGAUUCGCCGCUGAUACAUCCCGUCGGUUGGGCAACGACGGUGGGACACAACUUGGCGGCACCGGAGGAAUACAUGGACAGGAUGAAUGCGGCAAGUGAUCAAAUUCUAGAGCCACACGAAGACGAUGCUACGAUGGACCUUUUUAAAACGAACUUCCAGUUUGAAGAGUAUUGUUACGAUGGGAAACAAACAGGGUUUGAGGAAAACAUGAAGCUGGAAGCUGUCGAUCCACUAAACCUUUCCUCGAUUUGUGUUGCCACCGUGAUGACGGUACUGAAGUUCGGCUACAUCAUGGUACGCAUCGAUUCGUACGAUCCGGACGUCAAUGGAGCAGAUUGGUUUUGCUAUCACGAAAAAUCGCCUUGCAUUUUUCCGGUUGGAUUCUGUGCAAAGAACAGUAUAACCCUAACGCCACCGAAAGGAUACGAUCAUAGUACCUUCACCUGGGAACAAUAUUUGCUGGACACCAAGUGUAAACCGGCCACGGAGGAUAUCUUUCAUCGAGACCAAAUACGGCAACGUUUUAAGGUUGGAAUGAAAUUGGAAUCUGCCGACUUAAUGGACCCAAGACUGAUCUGUGUUGCAACGAUUGCGCGGGUGGUUGGACGUUUGCUGAAGGUACACUUUGAUGGUUGGGAAGAUGAGUAUGAUCAGUGGUUGGAUAGCGAAAGUCCCGAUAUAUAUCCUAUUGGCUGGUGUGUGCUUGUCGGUCACAAAUUGGAGGGUCCACGUAUAUUGCCAAAGGUCGUACCGACGCAAAAAAUUUCACCCAAAACGACGAAAAAAGGUAAAAGAAAGAAGAAACUGAAAAUGGAGCCUCCGCAAGAUGACGAAAUAAUAGGUUGUACAUAUUAUAUCGAUAAUUUUGCAGCCCAACCAGCGCCCACGACACGAACGGCAAGAAUAAAAAAGGAACAAGAACACUUUGAGCAGCAGAAACUGUUGUCCGCAAACCCUGGCCAAUUCGACUAUAGUUCGCUCGGCCACAUGGUUUCAACCGAACUAGGCGGUCAGCUAUCGCAACAGUAUUCAAGUGACAGUGGCACCCCAUUGCUGAUGGAGAAUCAACUACAAAUGCAACAUAAUCAUCAACCACCGGAGCUGGGCAUUGGAUUGAGUGGUGGCGUCACCAGUGCAUUACACACAUUUAUCAAACACGAAACAAACCACGACACAACAACAUCGCUGCUUGGUGGAACGAGUGCGCUCGGUCCAAUCUUCGAUCAAUCGUCCAGUGGAACCACCAGUGGACCGGCAACCGCCACUGUAGGGCCGGGCAACACGGAUACGGACGAAGUAGGUAUGCGUACGGAGGACGAGGAUGGUGAGUCCAGUUCUGCUACCGGGCUUCCGUCUACAGCACCGUCGUCGGAGAUUGCGGACAACGAGAUAGAUAAAACGAUACCUCGACUUAUUCAUCACGAUUCAGCAAAUAGUGGUGGAUCACCAGACUCGGUCGGUGGUGGUGCGGCCGGUGGUCUCAGUAACUCGAACGGCAGUAACUCCGGUUUGGUCGGUGUAGGUGGCAUGCUGAACUCAACGUCCCCCUUCGGUAUGGCAGUUUCGAACAGUGGGCAGAUCAUGCCUGAAAGCUGGGAAGUGAAAGACGUUGCUACCUUUCUUACGAUCAAUGAUUGUGCCGUACAUGCGGAACAGUUUGUGCAAAACGAUAUCGAUGGCAAACGAUUGCUGGAACUCAGCAAGGACGAUAUUAUUACGUUGCUAAAUCUGAAGGUAGGCCCGGCGCUAAAAAUCUUCGAUCUCAUUCAGCAACUAAAGUGUAAAAUCGAUCCGACCAAAUUGCGCCACCUUUCUAAAGGCACUGGCAAAAAGUUUCUCUAGUAGCUAUCACUUUUGCAGUCUGCAGCUCCUUUCUAUAAAGAAUGGAUGCGUUUUUGGAUUUUUUUUUGUUUUUCUUUCUAUUUUUCUCUUAGCUUAAUUAACGUCACUGGAAACUUGAUCAACCUACACGCAUUGCCCUGUAGUUGAAUCUUUUUAUUUUUUUUUCGGUGCAGCCACCUCUCUUUCAUACACGAUCUUUUUUAUCGUGUUCUUUAUAUUUGGUUUGAACUUUUCAAUGAUAACAGAAUUACGACAGAAUUAUACUUGAAUGCAGUUCAGAGUUACUGAUCAUAGCACUGCAAUAGUUAAAAUCAGAUGAUUAUGUUCUAUAAUUUUUGUUAUAUGUCUGUUCGAGUAAAAAACUCGAAGAAAUUAGUAGUUUUGGCGCGAUACAUAACUAUUAGGCAGUCGUAUAUAGUGUUCCUUAUGGAAUCCGAGUUUUCAGUUAAAAAUAAUUGGGUUUGAAAUUUGUUUCAACCUGGAACAAAAAUACUACACAAAAGAAUCCAAUAAUGUUUCGAAAUGGCAGAGCAAACAUUACACUAUUGGCUCAUUUAAUAUUUCUAUCAAACGUUUUCUUCUAGCAACACAUACCCAGUUUUUGUACACGAUGAUGUUUUAUUCUAAUGAACUUGAAAUAUACAGAAUUUUUUCAACCACGGUUAAUGAUGGCCACUCACCUUUCAGCUACAAAUAAUAGCGUCAAAACAUCGUAUUACAAUUAGUUGUUUUAGAUUUUUCUUGCGCUAGAUGAAAGUGUCAUACUAAAUUGAUUUACUAAACAGGCAACCAAUUUCAUGAAUAAUGUAUCCAUUGAAGGAUAAUCAUUGAAAGGAAGCGUUCUUUCGAAAAAGAAAAUGUAUAGCAAAAGAAAUGUAGGAACAGUUGAUUAGUAAGUUUUGUAUAGCAAAUUCAGGAAGGAAUACAAUACAAAUCGUACUAUCAGUAGACUCAUCAGCAAACGCGUACAAUGAAACAUACCAUAAAGAAAGCACAUAUGUUAACACAACUGGAACACACGAAUCAGGGAUAUAUAUCCAGCAAAACAGCAGUUGCAUCGUACGGCGGCCUCUUAAACAACAGAGCAACAGAGAGGUUAAAACACUUUAGUUAGAGAUGAAUCUGACAGCCAUCAGAAAAACAAUACAAAUCCAGGUCUAGUAAGAUUUAAGAAUCUUCCAAGGAUAAGCCUAGCAGCAGUUUAUAAACAAAAAAAAAAACCUGAUCUUAAUCAUGCGCAACAACAGUACAGUAAAAGCAAAUUGGUUAAUUCAUAUCCAUACCAGUUUUUAUUGUACGCUUUGUUUAAAACAACACGAUAUCAAAUCAAAUUGUACUUUGCGAACGAUAUCGACCAGUCAACAACGUAACACGAAAAUAGUAAACUAAAACGUCGAUAUUGAGUUACUGCAUCAUAUUCGAUUUAUUUAACAGGUCGCUGUGUAAACUUGUAAGCAAAUAAGCCAAGCCAUAGAUCAAUCGAACUACACGAUCUACUUUUUUAUUGUUCUAUUGUUGCAUACUGCAGAGUUUUUUUAGUUGCUACCUGACUUACCGUGGACUUAUCUUGAGCUCAUGAGCUUCUUGAACUUUAAACUAUGUUUGGGCCAUUAUGGUAAAUACUUAAGUAAAAAAAUCCAAUCGAAGAAAACUCAGGCUAAGAUCAGUUCGGUAGAGAAAUGUUGUCUCCCAUCAUUGCAAAAGACAAUUGUUCAGCAAUGUUAAUUGUUGUUUGCUUGAUCCGUACAUAGCUAAAGGAUCUAUCCGAAUUCCACUUGAUACUCGUUGUAACUUCAGCCAAAAAUGAGCCACCUUGUUGCAAAGUAUCUGAAACCAGUAGAGGAUACUAAACGAUGAGAUACUAAAUUAAUUAACAGAGACAUAACCAGUCUAAUUUUAAUACGCUGCAGAACUGUAACCUUUUUAAAAUAGCACUGAUUUGUUCUAAUGUACCUUUAGUGUUGUUUUUGCAAAUCAACGUGUUUGCUAUUAAUGGCUUUUUUUUUCUCCAAACGAAAGCACACACAGCUGCUAAUGAAAGGGCACGAACGUAACAAAUCAAAACUCAAACUGCACCAAAUGUCAGGGUUAGAUUUCAUAUUAAUUUUCACACCGUUAGCUGAUUAGCAAACUACACAGUGAAAAAACAGUGAAAGCUGGUUGUAAGGUUUAUUAAAAUGAACCACUGCGCUUCUUCAGUGUGCGUGUGGACAAAAUAGAAUUGCCGGCAAAGAAAUGGAGCGUGUUGAAAGUUUAAAGUUUGGUUUAAGUUCAUUCUAGAACAUUAAACUACCUUUAUUCGGAAACAUACUGUAAAAAGCGAUAUCGUUUUAAGUACGGUAGCCUCCCUGGUUAAGUUAUCGCCAGACCAAAAUGUCUGAAGUAGAUAUUACAAUUCAUGAACCGUACAGCACAGUUGCGGAAGCUGGUGAAAUGCGAUAAUGCAGUGAAUCUGAGUGAAUGGAAUUAAAAGUUAAGCGUUGAUACACAAAGCAAAAGAUAAACUGUACAGCUAUAUUAUAGGGUGUAUGCUAGUAGGAUGAAAACAGUGCAGCACGUAUGAGUUUAGAGUAUGUAUAACACGUUAAGAUGAGAUAACUCCAAUUAACCGGAUAUGAGGAGAAUUUGAGGAGUCUGUGCGUGCAAACGCAAAAUCGAGUAAUUAUUUUAUUAAAAAAUAUAUCUACA